Messenger RNA from Solanum pennellii, 438 nucleotides. RefSeq lists its product as uncharacterized. The record is from RefSeq and is a predicted model, not a curated record. Lineage: Eukaryota; Viridiplantae; Streptophyta; Magnoliopsida; Solanales; Solanaceae. Bases 1 to 438 code for a protein of 145 amino acids. The transcript has 3 exons.
AUGGUGAGUGCCUCAUUGGGACAGACAAUUGCUUUGGUUAUGGAAAGAGUGGCCACAACGUUAGGAAUUGACCUAAUUCAAAGAGGUCAGCAAGAGACUUCUCGUGAUGUGGUGACCGAUAUGUUGAAAGUCAAUUCAAUUGAUGUAUAUGCUUUACCUGAUCCUGGUGACACCUUGUUAUUUGUUACUCCUUUAGUAUCUAAAACGUUUGACAUUUUGCUACCCAGCAAUUGUGAGUUUUGGUUGAGGUCGGUAGCAGUUCUUGGUCCUAUCAUCUCUAGUGAAGGUGUAGAGGUUGAUCCAAGCAAGAUCGAAGCGGUGAAUAUUUUGCCUAGACCUUUGGAUCCUACGGAUAUUAAGAGUUUCCUAGGGAUGGCCGGUUAUUAUAGAGGGUUUGUUGACGAGUUUGCAUCUCUUGCCUCUCCUUUUAAACCUUGA